Molecule: messenger RNA, 1048 nt
Organism: Dendronephthya gigantea
Lineage: Eukaryota; Metazoa; Cnidaria; Anthozoa; Malacalcyonacea; Nephtheidae
Exons: 5
Coding region: 1-984 (327 amino acids)
Molecular function (GO): oligosaccharide binding
Source: RefSeq, a predicted model, not a curated record
AUGCUUGCGCUAAGCGAAUGCACAGACGAAGCUAUGUUUCGCAAACAUGUUGGAAAGUACUUGGCGAAUAAUGUUUUUCGAACAGAAAAAGCGCAAAGCGAGUCUGAAUGUAGCAUGUAUUGCCUACGCCAUCGGUCGUGUUUGUCCGUGAAUUAUAAGACUGCUGGAAAACAUAAAGGCAAAUGUGAGCUGAACAGCAAAGUUGCAAAAGAUCUAUCGUCGAAAGAGAACGGACAUUAUUCUGAAUAUGUCCAUCUUGAAAAGGUCUGGUCAAAUCAAGAAAAGCAGUUUUCACCUGACACAAAAGAACAAGUUUCUUCCCCAUCUUGCAAGGAACUGUUUCUUAAGAAUAAAUCAUUGCCUGAUGGUGUCCACACUCUACAGCAAAAUUCCUCUUCGUCACCAUAUAAGGCAUAUUGUCACAUGACAGAUAUACCAGGAUGUGGGGGUGGGGGCUGGACACUAGUGAUAAAGUUCGAUGGGAAUAAGAAUACAUUCAUUUAUAAUUCCCAACUGUGGACGAACAAGGAGACAUACGCGAUGCAAGAUGGUUUGGAAGGACUGACAAAGAAAGAAAGCAAGUUGGCUUCGUACUGGAAAACACCGUUCACAAAGGUUUGCCUGGGUAUGUCGUAUAACGGAAACAGAAAAUGGAUGACCUUCGACUACACCGCACGUUCGCUGUACAGUGUGAUCGCAGACGGCCAAUUCAGGGCAACGACCGCUGGCAGAGCUGCAUGGAAAUCCCUGAUCGCGGAGUCUUCACUGCAGUUGAACUGCAACAAGGAAGGGUUUAAUGUACUCCAAAGAAGUAAAAUCCGUAUUGGUAUCGUUGCAAAUGAACAAAAUGAUUGUAACUCGUGCGAUUCAUGGCUUGGAUUUGGAACAGCGAUCAAUGGGAAGACUUCUGGCAAUGUCGCCGCCUACUCAACGGACAACGGUGACAAAGAUUUAGCGACAUUUGCAUAUUUUCUCGUUCAAUAGUUACCUAAAAUACUUUGCGUAUUUCUUGAGUCUGGUCUCAAUUCAGAAAAUACUAGGCACUCGG